GUGGCUACAAGUUGCUAUUAAUAGAUGAUAAAAAAAGCCUAGUGAUGUGAUGGGCCCGGUUUGUGCGUCACACUGCUCGACACUCUGCAUGUGAAUUCUCAGGCGAAGCUGCACGUGAUUUCUGGAGAAGAUCGGAACCGAACCUACAUGGAGGCAGAUUCUUCUGCCUCAGCUGCAAGCGAUGCUCUUAUUUCCACUCGUGUUGAAACUGUAAGGACGUCGUUCUCGAUAUAAGGAUAUUGCAUCUUAUUCGCUCUACAUACCGGACAAGGAGCAAAGCUGAAGAAAUCCGAACGUCACUAAUAGCCGUGUUGCGCGCUGCCUGCCAUCCGGACCCCACGCGUCCACCCGCCAUCCCCUGGUACCGACACCCCAGCAGUCCCAGAUGCCGAAGAAUAGCAAGGUGACCCAGCGGGAGCACAGCAAUGAGCACGUCACCGAGUCGGUGGCCGACCUGCUGGCUCAUGAGGAGCCGCUGGACUACAAGAGCAGCGUGAUGAACGUGGGCGGGGCUGGCGGAGCCCAGGCGCAGAAGGGCAAGGCGCCCCAGGACUCGCCCGACGCCUCGGACGGGCGGCCCGCCUGGAAUAGCAAGCUGCAGUACAUUCUGGCCCAGGUGGGAUUCUCUGUGGGACUGGGCAACGUGUGGCGCUUCCCGUACCUCUGUCAGAAGAACGGAGGAGGUGCCUAUCUGGUCCCGUACUUCAUCCUCCUCCUUAUCAUCGGGAUCCCCCUCUUCUUCUUGGAGCUUGCAGUGGGCCAGAAGAUCCGCCGGGGCAGUAUUGGGGUGUGGAACUAUGUUUGCCCACGGCUUGGAGGAAUCGGGGUCUCUAGUCUGAUGGUGUGCGGCUUUGUGGGCCUUUACUACAACGUCAUCAUCGGCUGGAGCAUCUUCUACUUCUUCCAGUCCUUCCAGUACCCCCUGCCCUGGAGCGAAUGCCCCAUCAGGAGGAAUGGGACGCAAGCCAUUGUGGAGCCCGAGUGUGAGAAGAGCUCCGCCACGACCUAUUUUUGGUACCGGCAGACACUGAACAUCACCAGCACCAUCGCCGACAGCGGCGGCCUCAACUGGAGGAUGACCCUGUCCCUGCUGGCGGCCUGGUUUAUCGUCUGCCUGGCUGUCAUCAAGGGCAUCCAGUCCUCGGGGAAGGUGAUGUACUUCAGCUCCCUCUUCCCCUACGUGGUGCUCUUCUGUUUCCUGGUCCGCGGGCUCAUGCUCAGGGGCUCUGUGGACGGCAUUGCUCACAUGUUCACACCCAAGCUGGAGAAGAUGCUGGAACCACAGGUGUGGCGUGAGGCUGCCACGCAGGUCUUCUUCGCUCUGGGUCUGGGCUUUGGAGGUGUCAUCGCAUUCUCCAGCUACAACAAGCAGGACAACAACUGCCACUUCGACGCAGCGCUGGUCUCCAUCAUAAACUUUGUCACCUCAGUGCUGGCCACACUGGUGGUGUUCGCUGUGUUGGGCUUUAAGGCCAACUUAAUGAACGAGAAGUGCGUCGUCGAGAAUGCCGAGAAGAUCCUGGGCUACCUUAACUCCCACGUGCUGAGCUACGACCUCAUCCCUCCGCACGUCAACUUCUCCCACCUGACCAGCUCGGACUACACCGAGAUGUACGGCGUCAUCAAGACGGUGAGGGAGGGCAGCUUCGCCCAACUGGGCCUGGACCCCUGUCUGCUAGAGGACGAGCUGAACAAGGCAGUCCAAGGCACGGGCCUGGCCUUCAUCGCCUUCACUGAGGCCAUGACGCACUUCCCGGCCUCACCUUUCUGGUCCGUCAUGUUCUUCUUUAUGCUUAUUAACCUCGGCCUGGGCAGCAUGAUUGGCACCAUGGAGGGUAUCACCACACCUGUCCUCGACACCUUCAAGGUGCGCAAGGAAGUGUUCACAGUGUGCUGUUGCAUUGCUGCCUUCCUCUUCGGCCUCCUGUUCGUCCAAAGAUCAGGGAACUACUUUGUCACAAUGUUCGAUGACUACUCUGCUGGCUUGCCCCUCACCAUUGUUGUCAUCCUAGAGAACGUCUCAGUGGCUUGGAUCUAUGGCACCAAGAGGUUCAUGCAGGACCUGGAGGACAUGCUCGGCUUCCGACCUUAUCGCUUCUACUUCUACAUGUGGAAGUACGUCUCCCCACUCUGCCUGAUUGUCCUGAUCUCUGCCACCAUCAUCGAGAUGGCUGUCGUCCCACCAGGGUACAACGCCUGGGUACAGGAACUGGCUGCAGAGCGCUUCCAGAGCUACCCCCCCUGGGCGAUGACUAUGUGCUUUGCCCUCAUCGGGGUGGCUAUGCUGCCGCUGCCUGUCAUCUUCAUCGCCCGGCAGUUCAACCUGAUGUCCGACGGCUCCAACAAGCUGUCUGUCUCCUACAAGAAGGGGAUGAUGAAGGACAUAUCCAACUUGGAGGACCAGGAUGAGACGCGCUUCAUCCUCAGCAAGAACCCCAGCGAGACACCCUCACCCAUGCCCACUCACCGCUCCUAUCUGGGCCCCUGCAGUACCUCCCCCAUGGAGAUGACCAGCAGCGCCCCCAGCGGCCGCUAUGGGACCGGAUACCAGAUGACUACCACACCCGAGUCUGAACUAUGAUCCUCAACCAGCUUCCCUUCCUCCAGCACUCAUCACGCCCCUCAGAGAGGCCAGCCAGGGUUGGCAUAGUGUUCUCCCACCUCAACCCCCCCACACUCCAGGCAGGAUGUCCCACAACUCUGGCCCAUAGUUUUGUCCCCUCCUUCCAGGUGAAGAGAAGGGAGACCCAGGACUCAAAAUCUGUUUAUCAACCCAUUCCAUCUGCUGAGCUUACAAAUAGGUCACAUGACUUCAGUGAAUUAGGAGGUACCUACCCCACGUGCUGCUGUGAUGAUGUCUUUUGGGGGGAUAAAGACUCCCUGUCAUCCCUCAGGGCUCUGUAGAGUCUGCGCUGGUUGAGGUGCCCAAAACACUGCAACACCCCAAACUUGAGCCCACCUAGUAGAGGGCUAUGGGUGGGGUGGGAGGGUCUAAAAGGAAAGAUAAGCUCUCAGACCCGGUUUCUUGCCCCAAAGAAAGGGUGUAUAAAUAUCCUAGGUAGUUAACUAAGGCUUGUAAAGUAGCAAAUUCAAAGCUCUGCUUUUUUCUGUUCUGUAUAUUCAGGUAAGUUGCGUUGCGUUGCCUUAUUCGGCUCAUGGGAGUUCUACUUACACAAAAAUGUUCUGAAGACA
Messenger RNA from Brienomyrus brachyistius, 3192 nucleotides. RefSeq names its product solute carrier family 6 member 17 (gene slc6a17). The record is from RefSeq and is a predicted model, not a curated record. Bases 386 to 2581 code for a protein of 731 amino acids. Gene Ontology annotation, biological process: proline transport; glycine transport; sodium ion transmembrane transport. Gene Ontology annotation, cellular component: synaptic vesicle; plasma membrane. The transcript is spliced from 12 exons. Lineage: Eukaryota; Metazoa; Chordata; Actinopteri; Osteoglossiformes; Mormyridae.